AUGUGCUUACGAACGAUGUGCCAUUACACUUUGUGUGAUCAGACGCCAUACUCCUGGAUUAUACAACCAUGCACGCCUCUUGGAACUUGCGAAAGAAUACUCACUAAAGGGUUCCCUCUCGCCGACUUCUGCCCCGAAUGUUACAUGGUGGAAGAUCCCACGACAACCCUUCCUAAUCAAGCUGCGAUUCAAAGAUUCGGCACAGAAUAUGAGUUUGAUCGACUUCAUUUCGAAGAAUCCAACUUCCCGGAGAAAGCUAAUGCUGUGUUGAAUCGAGUGCGUACCUUUGUAAAUAUGAACUUUGAGCCAGAUGUCAGAGACAAUCUUGAUAUUUUUUGCUCCAACGAGCGACUCAACCUCGAUGUUUUUAAUCGUCUUUGGCUCCUCGUCUUUCAACUACUUCUACCUCACCUUUGGCUCACUGUAAGAGCUGGUCGAGCACAGAAAAUACCCCGAGAGCAUAAAAUUAUAAUAUUGCAAUUACGGCAGGCUAUACUUCGAGAUCUUGGAUUUAACUUUGUAGAGGCUCAUUGCAAGGAAAGAAGAGAGGAAGGAAAAUGGAGACAAGCGAUGGGUGCCCACGCCCCGAUCAUUGCAGAAGUUUGCGUCAACCCUCCAGUUGAUAGAUGUAUGAUAUGCCUGGAAUCCCUGAACAGCGGGCCGUGUCUAAAGUUAAAGUAUAACCACACGUACCACAAAGAUUACCUUACACUGAUGGUCGAGUUCAAGGGAUGCGCCAUCUAUAGAGAUGAAUGCCGUGGUCCAUUGCCUGAUAUAUCAGUGAAAAAUGAAGGUCCAUGGCCGGAAUGGCUAGAAGUGUUCGCUCCCUUUCAACGCCCUCGAGUGCAGGAAGAGCUUCUUGCGCAGCCACCUCCUACAGACAGGGAAAUACGUAGAUUAGAGGCGGCUUUCAAUCGAACUCAUGAAGAUACUGCAAGGUUGUACGAGAGGGUGUUGCGUGAUCAACAAAAGCUUUCGAAUGCCAGACUCGAAGUGGAAAGCAGUGAGUACAACAUGCAAGAAGCUGCGUCGAAUAUAACUGAGCUUGAGUGGGUCGUACGUAACAAUCGCAUGGCUGCUGGAGUAGGCAAGGGAAAGGAACCGAUAAGGGAAUCAUAUACGCGCUUAACACAAAUGCUCUACAUGAAAAGGUUGGAGGUAAUGGAUCACGAGUUCGAUCAUAUAAAAAGCAUUGAGGAAUACAACAAGCUACCUUCCGAUUCCACCCAGGAGCUCAAUCAUAGGUUAUAUCGACAAAGAGAGUGGAUAGGCGCGCGAAAUCUAUAUUACACUCAGAAAAGAAAGCACACAUUAGGACUGGCAUUGGAAAGUGUUUACUACAACAUUCUUUCCUUUGUGGGCACAUAUAAUCUUCGCACUCGUAGGGAGGGGGAAGGUGAAGCAGAGGAAAGGUUGAGUCAAUCUGAACACCUGUGGAGACAAAGUAUACUUGCCCGGGAUGACGCUAAAGAUAGAUGGGACUUUGCUCUAUAUCAUAAGUCUAUAUUUGAAUCCAAUAACUAA
Messenger RNA from Botrytis porri, 1524 nucleotides. RefSeq lists its product as uncharacterized. The record is from RefSeq and is a predicted model, not a curated record. Bases 1 to 1524 code for a protein of 507 amino acids. The transcript has a single exon. Lineage: Eukaryota; Fungi; Ascomycota; Leotiomycetes; Helotiales; Sclerotiniaceae.